UCCGAAGUAACGGGAAAACUGGAGGCGUGACUCCCAGGAGUCAGUUGAAGCCCUGGUCUCUUCUCUUGUCAUUACAAAAGUAAUAAACGUUUAAUUGACCUUUGCAUCGUGAAACACUUAUGUAGAUACGGGUGGGCAUCUUACUUUAGCUGUUGUGAAAGUCUGAUGUUUGACUAAAGUAGUAUGACAUUCCCUGCCUCCUCAAUACUUAAGUAGUCUCCGUUUUUAUGGUACUCGCAGCAGUUCGGCAGAGACAGUUACGGGAGAUUGGAUGACCCAGGUUCAGCAAGUUAGUCAACAGCUAAGAGAUCCUUGUCCGUUAUGAUUCCCGUGGAGAGGGAAUCCAGAAGAAAUGAGAGCCUGUCGAGAAGUCAAUACCGUCCUCCCCCUCGACCCGGUUUACUCGGAGAGAUUCACUGUCCUAUCCGUUCUGAUCCCUUUAGCGAUCGUUACCUUCUUGUCCCUGGUCAGGAGCUUGGCAGUGUCCUUUGAUUUCAACUUCUCAUCUCUUUAUCAAAUCUUAAACUUAAUGGAGGUCCACAGUUGGUGGUUUUCUGCAACCUUGUCCUUGUCUACAAAUCUGGUAUGCCAAUACGGCAAUCGGGGCAAGUUUGCUGUUGUGAAAAAGUGUGUGGAAAAAACAACAGAAAAGGAGUACGCUGCCAAGUUUAUGAGAAAAAGAAGAAGAGGUCAAGACUGCCGAGUGGAAAUCUUACAUGAGGUAGCAGUUCUCGAACUAGCCAUAUCCAACCUAUGGGUCAUCAACUUGCAUGAAGUAUACGAGACACCAUCAGAAAUUAUACUGGUUUUGGAAUAUGCUGCUGGUGGUGAAAUUUUCAACCGCUGCAUAGCAGAUCAAGAAGAUGCAUUUAAAGAAAAAGAUGUUAAACGGCUCAUGAGACAAAUUUUACAGGGGCUGUCCUUUCUUCACAGCAAUAAUGUAGUGCACUUAGAUAUUAAGCCACAGAAUAUUCUGCUAACCAGUAGCUUCCCACUUGGAGAUAUCAGGAUUGUUGAUUUUGGCCUUUCCAGAAUAAUUAACAAAGACAAAGAAUUGCGGGAGAUUAUGGGAACACCUGAAUAUGUUGCUCCAGAAAUUCUCAAUUAUGAGCCAAUCAGCAGUGCAACUGAUAUGUGGAGUGUUGGUGUAGUAGCUUAUGUUAUGCUUACAGGGACAUCACCUUUCUUGGGGGAUGACAAGCAGGAAACCUUCUUAAACAUUUCUCAGAUGAAUGUAAGUUACUCAGGAGAUAUCUUUGAAGGUAUUUCUGAUGCUGCCAUUGAAUUUGUCAAAUCUCUUCUCAUUAAGGACCCCAGGGACAGGAUAUCUGCUGAGAAGGGCUUACAACAUCCAUGGUUGAAAGACGAUAGUGAAUCAGACACUUCAACUUCAUAUACAUCUGAAAAUACAGAAGAGGUAUUUCUUGGUACAUCUCAGACGGAGUUAAAUGCACCCUUUCAAGAAGAGGACGAUGCUCCAUGCUUAGAAAAAGCAAAAUUUCAGGAUCCAGUAACAGAGGAAUUGGUUGUUGUAGCUUCAUAUACACUGGGACAAUGCCGGCAGUCAGAAAAUGAAAGCAUAACAAGUGAUCCCAAGGGUAUCUCUAAACGUUUCAAGUUUGAAGAACCUUUUAGUACAUUGCAAGAGUUAACUGGAGAGUUUAUUUACUAAAUCUGGAGAGCUUGUUAUAAGCAUAUUUAUUCUUCUGACUUUGCAUCUGUAGGUGAAAUCUUGAGUUUUUUGUCCAUGAAACUCAUGUUUCAUUGUGUAUCUGUAGGUAAAAUCUGAGUUUCUUGUCAAUGAAACUCAUGUUUCUUUGUGAACUAAGUUCAGUGCCCAAUAUAUGGGAAUAGUUUUACUGUCUGAGUGGACUAGUGGUGUGAAUGGGGAUACAUGCCCCAUCAUACUCAGUUUACAGAAAGUUGUGGCCCCAUAUCCCAUGUGGAUUUCAUGUUCAUUAGACAAGCUGUUAAACUAAGUUCACAGUGUUUGCAAAUUUGUUUUUACGACUGUCUCCAUUUAGUAAAUGAAAUUCACUGUUUUCUCUUUAUGCAGAAAUCUUUGGAGAGGAGGUAACUGCUGAUGAAUUUGGGCAGUCUUUAAACUCUAUUUGAAUUUUAUGUACUUUUGUAGUCUUCUCAUCUCUGUUUUCAGAGCACUCAUAUUUUUAGUCAAGUCCUAGAAUAAGGAAUGACUGAGAUGAACAUGUAUACUGAAAAAUCCAAUGGAAGAAGAAAACUGUAAAAUCCACUGACUCCACUAGCAGUUGCAGCUUAAAAAGAAUACAAGUAGAGUGUAAAUGAGGUUUAAUAUUCAUGGCUAGUGUGUUUUUUCUUUGUCUGUUGUCCUGUAUUGUCAUGACAAUUUUAAAGUAUAAAUGCAUUUCUCUAAUUGUUUUUUUGUUUAAAUAUGUUUAUCUUUCAAAACUCCUCAGGUAUAUUUAGAUUUGCAUAUUUUCUGCUAACAUACUUUAAGUGGAACCAUUUGCCUCCACAGCUUGAAUACAGAAAGCAACAUCAUCUUUAGAAAAGAAAAGAGUUGAGUUCAUAUUUUACCAUGUUGUUAUAUUGCUUAUGUUAUGUAUAAAAUGCAACAGAUUCUUUUGUUUUCUACAUAGCACUACAGUCACAUGUGAUGGUUUGUGUAGAAUGCCCCCCCCCCAAAAAAAUGUUAUUUUAGCCCCCCCCCCCAAAGCAGUUGGAGUUGAGUAGGUGAGAUACAGCUAUCUAUUGUAUAUCUCUGACAAAGUAUCUCUCUUUGUCUCAACUGCAUUUUCCAGCACAGUAACUGAUGCCAUAAGUAGGCAAUAAGUAAGGUUCAUAUCUGCAUAUUUUUAGGGCAUGUAGUACCGACAACAGUCCUGUGUUAUUGACAUUGCAGUAAAUGCAGCUUUCCCAGAUGACUUGGGCACUAAUUCCAGUAGUUAUUAAAAAUAAAACGAGUUCUUAAAUGUGGUCAUCAUUGGUAAAACCCAUUCAUAUUUCAUCCUACCCUAGGGUAUAAAAUGUCUCUGUGGUUGGAGACAUGAUACUCAUUUUUUCAUUACUGUUAGAAGUGGAAAUAUUAUAAGGCUAUGGUUACUUUUAGGCUUUAGGUAUGUGGUAGUUUUAUUGUCUUUGUUCAGAAGUUUGCCAGACAUCCUACUGCCUAAACUGGAAUAUGAUUAAACCAGGAGCCAGCCCCCCCCCCCCAAAAAAAAAAUCAAGAUGUUGCAUGUUAUUUUUCUCAGAAACAUAGUUUUUCAACUAAAACAAGUUUUUGAAGUAUUAGUUUAAAAUCCCCAAAUAAAAUAUAAAAACUUUGUGACAUUUUAUAUGGUAGACUGUUAUAAGCAAUGUCAGCAGGGGGCACCUUAGAUAUUUGUGAAAAAAGUCAUUUCUAGUUGUGCCUUAUAGAUUUUUAUUUUUUGUACAGUAAUGUAAACUAUAUGAUGUUAUAAGCAUUGUUUAAAGCUGUAUUAAAAUGUCACAAUAUUUAAAUUAUAUGUAAAAUGUGUUGUAAAAUAGCAUUUUAAGGAAAUAGAUUUUUUAUGCAUCAUUAUUUUAUUGAAAUGUUGUGAAUCCGUUCUCGAUAUAAAAUCUUGAACAGGUUUCUAAUAAAGAUAAUUUUCAGUUAA
Messenger RNA from Protopterus annectens (West African lungfish), 3617 nucleotides. RefSeq names its product serine/threonine kinase 17a (gene STK17A). Gene Ontology annotation, molecular function: ATP binding; protein serine/threonine kinase activity. The transcript has 8 exons. The record is from RefSeq and is a predicted model, not a curated record. Gene Ontology annotation, cellular component: nucleus. Gene Ontology annotation, biological process: positive regulation of apoptotic process; intracellular signal transduction; protein phosphorylation. Lineage: Eukaryota; Metazoa; Chordata; Ceratodontiformes; Protopteridae. The coding region runs from base 353 to 1672 and encodes 439 amino acids.